GCAGGUCCGCCUCCCUUUAAAACCUCCUGCUGGGGCUGUUUGCACCCCAGUGACCCCCCUGAGUUGGAGCCAGCCCACAGCACCUGCUCCCCGGGCAGACAUCAGGUGUGUGUGUGUGGGGGGGGGGACAGCUCUGCAGGGAAAGCCACGGACUACAGACUGGGGGCCGGGGUGUCGCUUCUACGGAAGCGCUGGUGACUCCCUCUACCGCGGAGGCGUCUGGAGGCCCCGCGCAGCUGACGUGUGGCGGCUCGUGGCUCACGCAGGACUUACUGGGGAAACAGCGAUCUGGGAAGUGAGCCCCGUGUGCAGGUUUAGCCUUCUUUCUAUCUCCCUUUGAAUCUUCAAGGAUCUUACCGUGGAACUCAGACUGAAUUGAACCCUUGUCUUGUCAGCUGACUUUCUCAGCGGACCCUCAGGCGGCCAUGGACGUGGGUCUCUCAGGCCUUCCAGUUGUAUCUCAGGGUCGCAGCAAGACCCUGCGGGGCAGGGGCCCAGUCGUGCGGCGGCAGCGUGAGUUCAUGCCGGAAGAGAAGAAGGACACGGUUUACUGGGAGAAGCGGAGGAAGAACAACGAAGCGGCCAAGAGGUCCCGGGAGAAGAGGCGUCUCAAUGACGCGGCCCUCGAGAGCAGGCUGGCCGCGCUGCUGGAGGAGAACGCUCUGCUCAGGGCUGAGCUGUGGGCGCUCAGGCAUCGCUUUGGGCUUCUGCCCUCCAUUGCGGGUUCCCGGACCCUGCCCCUGCAGGCGCUGCUGUGGGAGCCCCCCUGGACUGGAGAGCUGGGUUCGAGGGCUGAGCCACUCCCCUCCCUCCCUGGCUCCCAUGGCUGCCUUUUGAGGCCAUGCGCUUUGGACACUGGGGUUCCAGGAUGCCGGGGCUGCCUGGUGGCUCACAAGUGGACUGGUCUGGCCUCUUCCCCCAGGUGCCCCCAGGACCCUGCUCCCCACACCCCCAAGAGAAUGGACAUGGCCUUGCAGGCUGCCCUCCCAGCUACCUUGUUCAGCUGUCAUCUCCUGGAUGAGCAUGGGGGGACCAGACCGGAGCUCAGGCCCUUCUGGGGGCUGUGGUCACCCAUGGCCUCUGGCUACCAAGCCCCUGGGCCCUCCGAUGUGCUGCUCACCCCCACGGCCGAUCCCAUGCAGCUGCCUCCUGGGAUGGCCUAUCCUGUCCCAGGGAGCGAUCCUGAGGGCCUUCCUCAGCCCUCCCUGCCCCACAAACUGCGCAUCAAGUCCCAAGCCUUGGGCAGAGGACCUCCAGGGUGGGGGGGUGGCCGGGCCCCCCUCUGAGGGCUUCCCCUGGGCAGGGCCAGGCCUGCAAAGGGGUGUUGGGACCAACCAUGGGUGUGUCUGGGGAAGAUGGCUUGCCCCUGAAUCAGCUCCCAGGCUGGGCCAGGGCCUUGGAGGGGGUCCACGGCUCAGUGUCCCUCUGGGAGGAGGGGAAGGGCUUUCAACUUGGAUCAUAGCUUGGUUGCCAUCCUGCCUGAAAUAUGUGUUUGGGGUAGUCCCUUUUCCCUCCUGCCCUCUCUCUCUUUCUCUCUCCCUCCUUGACUUCCAGCCGUCUGUCCUUCCUGUCUUCAUUCGUUCAUUGACUCGCUCACUCCCGUGCUCACCUGUCCUUCCGUUCAUUCAUUCCCUCACCCACUUACUUUCACAAUUUACCCGCCCCUCCCCCCACCCACUCGCGAUCUUUGGACCCUCUCUCUGGGCUCAGCCUAAGACACACUCGUGGCUCGGCAGUUCCUGUGCUGGAGGCAGGAGUCGGGGUUUGGGGAGAGACGUGCUAAGGGUCCUGCCGAAGGAGGAGGCAAUGUGUCAGGGUGUCUGGGGCUCUCCCGGCUAGUUUGGGAGUCGGUCUCCCCCAGGUCAGAUGGUUUCCUCUGUGUCUUGGGUCGGGGUCUGGAACCACUGGAACAGGUCAGCCAUGUCGGGAGUAGGGUGGGGGUGGGAGUCCAUUUCUUCUCUCUCUCUGGCUGCCCCCAAGGGCCUCUCAGCCCCUUCUGAGGACAGAAGGGACCACUGUAGGGAAGCUCUCCCCGGGACCCUGGAGACCCCGAGCUCAUCAAAGACCCCCCCCACUCCACAGUUUCUCACUCAGGCACCACUUUUUUAGAAAAAAAAGAAAAUCACGGUUUUUAUUAGAUUCUGGAUAAAAAGCCCCCAACUCUGUCGGGAGAGCUGGGUGAGGAGGAGCACUCCUCUGGGCUGACGUAGUCUCUCAGCUCUGGCUGCCCCUGGCCAGCUGGGUCACUGGGCCUCAGGCACCCCCCCCCCCCCCCCCCCCCCCGCCCACCGGCAGCCUCAGGGGCUGGACCGUUCUUGGUGACCCUGGGUUUAUCUCAGACACACACAUGUACCAGCCAGGAGCACUGCUUCUACUGGGCAGCGCAGGGAACCCACACUUCACUGCUCAGCCCCUCUCUACCUGCUCACUCCUUGGUUCCAGUUCCAGACUGGGACUGGGCAAGGUCAUCCCCUCCGCCCCCAACACCUUCUGAGCGCUGGGUCUUCCAGUGGGAGCCAAGCACAAGGGCCCGGCUGGGCCUCCCAUCUUGCUGGUCACAGCUGUAACCAGGGGAGUCUUGGCCAUCACUGCCCCUGGGCACAGGCCUUUGGCUUUGGCUCAGAGACUCUUGUCUCCCAAGAGUGUCCUGGGGAGGCGGAAGGAGGGCUUCCUGGAGGAAGAGGUUCUGGUCUGUUUCUCCCCAGCCGGUGCCCCUAGCUGGGAGGGUAGAGACUCGGUGUGCAUAGGAGCUAACCUCCAACACAAACGUGCCAUACAGCUGUGGCUAAUUUGCACAAAGGCCUUUAAGGAAGCUCUGGCUCUGACCAGAGGGAUAUUAAAAAUGCUUAAGGGAGAGGGCAGACGGAGGUUGGGUGGCCGUGUAGCAGCCCACUGCUGGGAGAUGUGGGUGGCUUGGUGCUUGCUCUUGAUAGUGCCACCUAGUUGGAGUCUGAGGUGUCUGGGACAACCUCACUCGUGUCCUAUGGACACGGGGGCAGGGGCUGGCCAUCUUUGGGUCACUCAGGCCCUCUUUAACCUUCCAGUCCCAGUUGGAAAAGCCCAGAGGUGAAUCUGCUUCAAGCAAAUCAUCGACUUCCCACAUCAGAAGGGAACCCCAGAGUCUCUUGGUGGGUCCUCAUCCAGUCUUCUUGGAUGCCUCUAGGGAUGGAGACCUCUAGGGAUAGAGUUCCUCUAACACGCAUCACCACUCCUUUGCUAGAGUCGAAACCCCUGCUUCCCGCACAUUUCCAUCUGCUCUUAUUCUUGCCACGGGGGGCCACUCAGAACCCCCUCCUGCUUCCCUCCUUCUGCUCGGAGGUAGCUGGCAUCGUGGUUUUCUCUGUUUCUUCCUCUCCAAAAGAGAGACCACCACACACCCCCAGAGAGUUUGAGAAGAUUAAAUCUCAAGUAUUGUGUGCAUAGCGCUUUA
Molecule: messenger RNA, 3430 nt
Organism: Mustela lutreola (European mink)
Lineage: Eukaryota; Metazoa; Chordata; Mammalia; Carnivora; Mustelidae
Gene: NFILZ
Product: NFIL3 like basic leucine zipper
Exons: 3
Coding region: 426-1286 (286 amino acids)
Biological process (GO): circadian rhythm; regulation of DNA-templated transcription
Cellular component (GO): nucleus
Molecular function (GO): DNA binding; DNA-binding transcription factor activity
Source: RefSeq, a predicted model, not a curated record